Molecule: messenger RNA, 4499 nt
Organism: Aspergillus ibericus CBS 121593
Lineage: Eukaryota; Fungi; Ascomycota; Eurotiomycetes; Eurotiales; Aspergillaceae
Product: putative xanthine dehydrogenase HxA
Exons: 4
Coding region: 225-4301 (1358 amino acids)
Molecular function (GO): iron ion binding; FAD binding; 2 iron, 2 sulfur cluster binding
Source: RefSeq, a predicted model, not a curated record
CGUGCCUCUCCCUGCGAGUUGGAGUAACUUUCCCCCUUUCUUCACCGUCUCGCCACCAUCAUUUUCACAGUAUCUAACUAUAUACAUGACCCUGAAAUUCUUCAUGGGUAGGAUUCUUUCCUAAUUCUUAAGCAACUGCAUCAUCACGUCUGUCUGGCCGAUCUUGGCGUCCCCUCACAAUUGCGGGGAACUCGACUUGCCGCAUCUGAGUUUCAGGCAACAAGAUGGCUCCAGGCAUUUUGGCUUCACCAAAGCCUACGGUGACAGCCAGUAAGGCGGUUACCUUGGCGCAACUCACAGAGGACUGGGACGAUACAAUACGUUUCUACCUCAACGGCACCAAAGUCGUCCUGGAUACGAUCAACCCUGAAGUCACGCUAUUGGAAUACCUGCGCGGGAUUGGGUUGACAGGAACUAAAUUAGGAUGUGCGGAGGGUGGCUGUGGCGCUUGCACUGUUGUUGUGUCACAUCUAAAUCCAACGACAAAGAAGCUCUACCAUGCAUCGGUUAAUGCUUGCCUCGCGCCCUUGAUAAGUGUGGAUGGGAAACAUGUCAUCACGGUGGAGGGGAUCGGGGAUGUGAAGAAUCCCCACGCAAUCCAACAACGGCUUGCGAUUGGUAAUGGAAGUCAGUGUGGUUUCUGCACUCCAGGAAUUGUGAUGAGCCUUUAUGCCCUCAUUCGCAAUAACCCCGAACCGUCUGAACAUGAUGUGGAGGAAGCUUUUGACGGGAAUCUGUGUCGCUGUACCGGAUACAGGCCUAUAUUGGAUGCUGCCCAGAGCUUCACAGCUCCCAAGGGCUGCGGGAAAGCUCUGGCCAACGGGGGAACAGGUUGUUGUAUGGACAAGCAGAAUGGCUCUGGGGGUUGUUGCAAGCAGACAUCGGCAGACACCACAGAUGGAGAUGGCCCGAAGUUCACACCGCCAGAAUUUAUCAGCUACAACCCAGGCACGGAGCUUAUUUUCCCGCCUCAUCUCCACAAACACGAAUAUCGGCCUUUGGUUCUCGGUAACAAGAAGAAGAAGUGGUACCGCCCGGUCACUCUCGAGCAAUUGUUGGAGAUCAAGGCUGUCCACCCUGAUGCUAAGAUUAUUGGAGGAAGCACGGAGACGCAGAUUGAGGUCAAAUUCAAGGCCAUGAAAUAUAGCGUUUCCGUCUAUGUCGGUGAUAUCCCGGAGCUCCGCCAAUAUUCGCUGAAGGAUGACCAUUUGGAACUUGGAGCCAAUGUCUCUUUGACCGAUCUGGAAUCGAUUUGUGACGAAGCCCUUGAUCGCUAUGGGCCUGUGCGAGGCCAACCAUUCAGUGCCAUUAAAAAGCAGCUCCGCUAUUUUGCCGGAAGGCAGAUUCGGAAUGUCGCAUCACCGGCCGGAAACUUGGCUACUGCAUCUCCAAUCUCGGACCUAAACCCAGUGUUUGUGGCUACUAAUACCGUUCUUGUGGCCAUGUCGCUGGGGGAGGUCAUUGAGAUCCCUAUGAAUCAGUUCUUCAAGGGUUAUAGAUCGACCGCACUCCCGGCCAACGCUGUUAUCUCCGGCCUACGGAUCCCCGUUGCGUCUGAGAAGGGAGAAUACAUGCGUGCUUACAAGCAGUCCAAGAGAAAGGAUGAUGACAUUGCCAUUGUAAAUGCAGCCUUGCGGGUGUCCCUCUCUGCCUCCCAUGAUGUGCAGAGCGUGAAUCUCGUCUUUGGAGGCUUGGCACCCAUGACCGUGUCUGCACGCAACGCAGAGGCCUUCUUGAUUGGUAAGAAGUUCACGAAUCCCGCCACCCUUGAGGGCACCAUGAGCGCCUUAGGGCAAGAUUUCGAUUUGAAGUUCAGUGUCCCUGGAGGAAUGGCAACCUAUCGCAAAUCCCUCGCUCUGGGAUUUUUCUACCGGUUCUACCACGAUGUAUUGUCUGGCAUCGAGGUCAGGGAUGCAGAUGUUGAUGAAGAUGUCAUCGCGGAGAUCGAAAGAGCCAUCUCUUCAGGAGCAAAGGACCACGAGGCUUCUGCGGCAUACCAGCAGAGGAUUCUCGGAAAGGCUAGCCCUCAUGUCUCUGCAUUGAAGCAAGCUACAGGAGAGGCACAGUACACCGAUGAUAUGCCUGUGCAGAAGAACGAGUUGUACGGUUGUCUGGUGCUCUCGACCAAAGCACAUGCUCGACUUCUCAGCGUGGACCCGACGGCAGCACUUGAUAUCCCUGGUGUUGUCGAUUAUGUGGAUCACACCGAUCUUCCCAACCCACAGGCCAAUUGGUGGGGUGCUCCCAAGUGUGACGAGGUCUUCUUCGCGGUCGAUGAGAUUACGACUGCGGGUCAGCCGAUUGGCAUGAUCCUUGCAACGUCGGCCAAGAUCGCGGAAGAGGGCUCUAGAGCGGUUAAAGUAGAAUAUGAGGAGUUGCCGGCAAUCUUGAGCAUCGAAGAAGCCAUCGAAGCUGGAUCCUUCUUUGAACAUUCUCGCUUCAUCAAGUGUGGUGAUCCCGAGAGUGCCUUCAAAGAGGCAGACUACGUCUUUACCGGAGAAUCGAAAAUGGGUGGUCAGGAGCAUUUCUACCUCGAGACUCAAGCGUGUGUGGCUAUUCCCAAGCUGGAAGACGGAGAGAUGGAGAUCUGGAGCGGCACUCAGAACCCUACAGAAACACAAACCUACGUCGCACAAGUUGUUGGGGUGGACUCCAACAAGAUCGUGUCCCGAGUCAAGCGCCUUGGUGGCGGAUUUGGUGGGAAGGAGACUCGAUCGGUUCAGCUAGCCGGCAUCUGUGCCACUGCUGCCACGAAGGCCAAGCGGGCUGUUCGGUGCAUGCUCAACCGGGAUGAAGACAUUGCUACUUCCGGCCAACGUCAUCCAUUUUUCUGUCGCUGGAAGGUCGGUGUGACUAAAGAAGGCAAACUCCUCGCUCUUGACGCGGAUGUCUACUCCAACGGUGGCCACACCCAGGAUCUUUCUGGUGCGGUCGUGGAAAGAGCACUGUCACACAUUGACGGAGUCUACCGGAUUCCCAACGUCCACGUUCGCGGCCGCAUCUGCAAGACGAACACCGUUUCCAACACGGCAUUCCGUGGCUUUGGUGGCCCUCAGGGCUUGUUCUUCGCUGAAUGCUUCGUCUCCGAGGUUGCAGACCACCUCAACAUCCCGGUCGAACAAUUCCGCUGGCAGAACAUGUACCAACCCGACGAGAAGACCCAUUACAACCAGGCGCUCAAAGACUGGCACGUGCCGCUAAUGUACAAGCAGGUCUUGGAGGAAAGUUCGUACGAGGAGCGGCGAAAGUCCGUGGAGGAGUACAACAAGACACACAAAUGGUCCAAGCGUGGAAUGGCCAUCAUUCCCACCAAGUUUGGUAUUUCCUUCACGGCACUGUUCCUGAACCAAGCCGGUGCCCUAGUCCAUAUCUAUCACGAUGGCAGCAUCCUGGUUGCUCACGGCGGAGUCGAGAUGGGCCAAGGCCUACACACCAAGAUGACCAUGAUUGCUGCCGAAGCCCUCGGCGUGCCUCAAUCCAGCGUGUUCAUCUCCGAGACCGCCACGAACACGGUAGCAAACACAUCCGCCACUGCUGCAUCCGCCAGUUCCGAUCUCAAUGGCUACGCCAUCUUCAACGCCUGCGAGCAGCUCAACGAGCGUCUGAAGCCCUACAAGGAGAAAAUGCCCGGGGCCACCAUGAAAGAACUCGCCCACGCCGCCUACUUCGACCGAGUCAACCUCUCGGCACAGGGCUUCUACCGCACCCCAGACAUCGGCUACGUAUGGGGCGAAAACAAAGGCCAAAUGUUCUUUUACUUCACUCAGGGCGUCACAGCCGCCGAAGUCCAGAUCGACACUCUAACCGGCGACUGGACGCCCCUGCGCGCCGACAUCAAAAUGGACGUCGGCCGAACCAUCAACCCCAGCAUCGACUACGGCCAGAUCGAAGGUGCCUUUAUCCAAGGGCAAGGUCUCUUCACCACCGAAGAGAGUCUCUGGCAUCGGGCCUCCGGACAGAUCGUGACCAAGGGACCUGGAAACUACAAGAUCCCAGGAUUCCGCGACAUCCCUCAGAUCUUCAACGUCAGUCUCCUAAAGGACGUGGAGUGGGAGAAUCUCCGCACCAUUCAACGAUCCCGGGGUGUCGGUGAACCACCGCUGUUCAUGGGUAGCGCGGUCUUCUUUGCCAUCCGGGAUGCGCUCAAGGCCGCGCGGCGGCAAUGGAACGUGGAGGAUGUGUUGCGUCUGGAGAGCCCGGCCACGCCGGAGCGAAUUCGGGUCAGCUGUGCGGAUCCGAUUAUUGAACAGGCCCGCGUGGUGCCUCAGGAGGGGGAGAAGAGUUUCUUUGUUGCGAUUUGAUUGGAUGGUCUCUGAUCUAGAUCCGUGAUACUGUGAAUGAAUUAUGAUACCUAUGCCCAGUGAGACUGGUUGUCGACUGUGGCUUGUUCUUUUUUCGGGUUAUCUUUGUCUCUUGCCAGGGCUAAUUUGCAUUCUGUAACAUAAGCCGGAUUACAUCAAGCACAGCUAGAUUGCAAAGUAUGAAUCGGUCUUCCCUGG